This is a messenger RNA of Klebsormidium nitens, 3606 nucleotides long. The record is from the annotation of a GenBank genome assembly. Lineage: Eukaryota; Viridiplantae; Streptophyta; Klebsormidiophyceae; Klebsormidiales; Klebsormidiaceae.
AUGGAGAGAGAAUUAGAAACCCUGAUCGCCAUUAAAGGCCUUCCUUGGCUGGUGGGGAAGGACUUUCAGGUGAUGUACGAGGGAAGACCAGUCCUGACCAUUCUGUCAGAACUUCAUCCUAAUGGCACUUUCUCCGGGGUAGAUGAGGGUGGUAACCGUUAUCCAGGCACCAUCGCCCCCGCGGAUCUAAGGAUCGGAAGGGGAACUCGUUUGAACAACGACCCCGUGAUCGAGGCUUUGAGGGAGUACAAGCUAGAGUGGGAACAGUAUACGGUCGCCAUCCCCGGCUUUGGAGCCUUUCCUGCACCUCCGCCGCCUCAGCAAGGCUUCCGUCCUGAGGGGCAGGCAGCGCGCUUUGGGGUUCACCCCCAGGCACCAGGGUUUCCCCAGGCAGGACAAGGGCAGCCUGAAGUGAGACCGCCUCAGGUGCAGAUACCACAGCAGAAUUAUGCUUUCGGGAUGAAUCUUGAACAAACUCCGGCUGCAAUGGCUGCGCAGACGCCGGCUAUGAGGAUCCUGCAAGGGGGGCUGAACAAUCCGUUUCACCCCGCAUCCACCGCGAGACUUGAGAAGACCAUUCGUCAGUUGGUGUCCAAAGGCACCUUGGAGACUCACUUGACGUCAGUGCUGCGAGAAAUUAAUCCGAAGCUGCCCGCGUGGUCCACCAAGGCAGCCUAUCUUUUCGACAUCUACCAGGAACCUGACUCUCAGGUGGCACACUUGCUGUCAGCCGUCUACCUCUACGCUACGCGGCUUAAUUACGUCUCUCCCGACUUGGAGUGGCUCGCCAACGCCUUCGUGGCAGAGAGGAAGAUGAAGAUCGAGCAGGCGGGAGACAGCACCACGUGGACGGCGGAGACGAGGGCAACGUUGGAGGCGGAGAUUCGCCACGCUUUCUUUGAAAGCAAGGCGAAGGCGGACACGCUGCUUGGCAAGGGCGUGGUCCGCCCCCUCUUCGACCCAGACAAACCGCCAAGAAGGAACAACGGCAACAACAACCAAGGCAACUGGAACCAGGGCAACUGGAACGCCCCGCCGGGGGGACGGCAGAACUUCGGAGGCGGCCAAGGCGGCGGCCGCGCUAGGUUUGGCCGCGGCUUCGAGGGAGAUAGGGAGAAUCAAGGGGAUCAAGGAGCAGGGCAGAAUAGAGGCAACAGCGGUUCAUCGCCUAUGGCGCCUGCGGAGAUCGCGCUGUCCGAAGCGGAGCCCUGUGGGCUCGACGCUGAGCAAGAUUCAUCGGAACAGCGAGAAGCUGCGCACGACCCCUCAGUGGUCGAACCGCACUCCGACAGCACUGGGGACGUGGAACUCAGCUUCGAGUCCGCGGCUGAUGAAAUAGACCUAGAUGCUGAUCCGUUAACAAGCGCCGGUAGCCCUUCAGAUGCGUCAAAGUGGGAUUUCGAGUUCUUCUCCUCUCGUUUCACGCCACGUGUCGCGGCGGCAGUGGACGCGGAGCAGCUCGCCCGCGACCUGAAGUCCCUCCUGACGGAAAUCGAGGCGGGGCCGGAAUUUAGCGUGAUGACAGAAGAGGAGCUGUCAGCUUGGCUCAAGUCGGUCGAAGAGAAGGUGCCACCAGUCGAGAGUUUCGUGGCCGGCAGUUUCGGUCGGCACCUCCGCGCUUGGGAAGAGUUACUGAAGGAUUCCACGCGGCCGGCUUCCAAGACAGUGCUGUCCUGGUUACGGAACGGCAUCAAGCCGUCUUUCGUUGGCACAGCCCAGUGCGACCCCAAGAAGCUGGAGAGGGUGCGGCUCAUGCUUAGGAGAACGAUAGGAGAGGCAAAAGUCGGGGAGUGGCUCUCAGGGGAGGUGCCGCACCCUGUGGAAUUUCCCAAUCACCGCUCUUUUUACGAGAACGCGGAGUUCGGCAUCAAGACGGUCGGCGAGAUGUUGGUUAACGGAUCGGUUGCGCUUUUCGCGCCGGGUGAGCGCAAGCCUAAGGUAGUUAACCCCCUAGGAGUAGUUAACCUCCCCAAAGGGCGCCUAGUGUUAGAUGCCGGCUACGUGAACGCGUUCUCGAAACCGCACCCGUUCAAAUACGAAACGUUGCGCGACAUCCUCACUUUUCUGGGGGCCAACGGCUUCUUCUCGACUUGGGACUUCAAGGCGGGCUACUACCACGCCCUCAUUCAUCCCCGCUUUCGGACUUACUUCGGCUUCAGAAUUGGCAAGGCCUACUUCCAGUACAACGCCAUGUGCUUCGGCUGGUCCGAAGCCUGCUACGCCUACACGCUGCUUACUCAAGAAGCAGCCAAGGAGCUCCGGGUCAGGGGUAUCCCCGUUUCGAGUUACCUGGAUGACGGUUUAACCGCCAAUCAGAGCUUUGCUCUGUGCCUCUGGCUCGUUGUGGUGAUCAUCCGCUUUCUCACCCUUCUCGGGGCGGUGUUCAGCCUGCCUAAGUGCCAAUUCUGGCCCUCCAAGACCGGCGACUGGCUAGGAUUCGUGGUCGACACUCAAGCGGAGCAGUUCAGAGUUUCGGAGGCGAAGUUAACCAAGGUCAAGGCGGUCUUAACCGAACUCCUUAACGCGGCUGACGUCAGCCCCCGUCUCCUCGCCAAGGUUGCGGGAAAGAUCAUCGCAAUGGGCCCCGCGGUGCUGCCGGCCUCCUUGUUCAGUCGGCCUUUGUUUCAGGCGAUGCAAGGUCGCAUCUCCUGGGAUGAAGUUUUUCCCACGCCGUUGGCGGCCAAAACCGCCGCUAAACUCUUCUUGGAGCGUCUCGACGACUGGAACGGAAGGCGGUGGUUUCCCCGCCGAGUCCUAAUCGAAGCUGCUUCCGACGCAUCCGACUUCGGGUUCGGGGGAUCCCUCUACAUCGCCGGCAGCCCCCCCUUCCACGUGGCAGGUUCUUUGACGGAGGCAGAGGUUAAGCAGUCGAGUACGGCGCGCGAAAUGGUGGGUUUUCUUCGCGUUCUUCAACAGGCUGUCCUUCACCACCGCCCUCUCCUCUCCGGGGCCGCUGUUUUGCUGAUUGGCGACAACCAAGGCGCGGUGGCGGCCGUCAAUAGUAUGAGAAGCUCGGCGCCCGACGUAAACGGGGUUCUCCAGGAGAUAUUCACGCUCUGUUCAGAAGGAGAUUUCGACGUCCUAGCUCAGUGGAAACCGCGCGCAGAACUGGCAGUAGAGGACGCGCUUAGUCGGGUGCCAGACGCUUCCGACUGGGGCCUUGCCCCGGCUGUCCUGAAAGCCGCCGUCUCGCUGUUCGGACAGCCAGACGUGGACCUCUUCGCUUCGGACACGUGGCAUGUAGCAGAGCGGUUUGUGACCCCUCGCUACAUGCCGGGCUGCUGUGCAGUCGAUGCCCUUCGAACGGACUGGCGGACUCUUGUAGAGCAAGGCGAGACGGCGUGGAUAUUCCCGCCGGUGAGGGCAUUGCCAAGCGUCAUUCAGUCCAUCCGCAACUUUAGAACGGAUGCGAUCCUGGUAGUCCCGGAAGCGACCACCACUAAUUGGUGGCUAGAGUUAAUGCACUUAGGCAGUGACGCGAGCAUGGCAGGCCCGCUCGAGAUUGAGCGAUCCACGGAUGCGUGCAUUCCGAGCAGGCGAGUGCCUGCCGGAACCGUAAACCCCGCUUUGUACAAGCUCAGAGUAUUCAAAAUAAACUGGAAGUAG